Messenger RNA from Salvia splendens (bonfire salvia), 501 nucleotides. Its product is annotated as protein NYNRIN-like. Gene Ontology annotation, biological process: DNA integration. The record is from RefSeq and is a predicted model, not a curated record. Lineage: Eukaryota; Viridiplantae; Streptophyta; Magnoliopsida; Lamiales; Lamiaceae. The transcript has a single exon. Gene Ontology annotation, molecular function: nucleic acid binding. Bases 1 to 501 code for a protein of 166 amino acids.
AUGAAGCUUAAGAGCGAGGCUAAGUAUUAUUUUUGGGACGAUCCUUACUUGUGGAAGAUGGGAGCAGACCAGGUAAUCAGGAGAUGUAUCCCCGAAUGGGAGCAGAGGGAUGUACUUAAUCAUUACCAUGCGUUGGCAUGUGGAGGUCAUUUUGGGCCAAGGAAGACUGCGAGGAAAGUCUUAGAUAGUGGAUUUUAUUGGCCUACAUUACACAGGGACGCCUAUGAGUUCUGUCAAAACUGUGGGCGAUGCCAGCAAACUGGAGGAAUUUCAAAGAGAGAUGAGAUGCCGCAGAUCCCAGUAAUCGUCUGCAAAAUCUUCAACGUGUGGGGGAUGGAUUUCAUGGGCCCAUUCCCAUCUUCGUACGGAAAUACGUACAUCCCUGUGGCCGUAGAUUAUGUGUCAAAGUGGAUAGAAGCCAAAGCUACUACUUCUUGUGAAUCCAAAGAGGUGGCUAAAUUUCUUAGAGCUAACAUUUUUAACAGGUACAAUGUGCCCUGA